UUUGUUGUUCGCGCACGUAAGCAUCGCUCGCUUGAGUGUACUUGAGUGGUGUGUCGAACGGUGUCUGAGCGAGCAGAGAAUUCCUCAUUUUAUCAACUUCUCGCUGUCGUGGAAGGUGCCAGCGUGUGUGGCCGCUGUCGAUGUGACUGCGCGGUCGCCCAACAUCGGUUGACAGGUGGCCGACAACGAAUUUGCCUUGUCCGGACUAACUUCACAGUGUGGCCAUGUCGUACCUGCGGGGCUCGCCCAAUUAUGUCUGGAACACCAGGGAUGUCCUUGGCAAGGGUGCCACCGGGGCUGUCUAUCGAGGUGUCCACAAGCAAACGGGUGAGCCAGUGGCUGUGAAGACGUUCAACCAGGUCAGCCAGCUGCGGCCGCUCGAGGUGCAGAUGCGCGAGUUCGAGGUUCUCAAGAUCGUCAACCACGAGAACAUCGUGCGGCUCCUGGCUGUCGAGGAAGAUGUGGAGAACCACAGCAAGGUGCUGGUGAUGGAGCUGUGCACGGGUGGGAGCCUGUUCACCAUCCUGGAUGACCCAGCCAACAGCUACGGACUCGAGGAGCACGACUUCCUUGGCGUUCUUCGCGACCUUAGCGCAGGCAUGAAACACCUGCGCGACAACAAUAUCAUUCACCGGGACCUCAAGCCAGGCAACAUCAUGAAAUAUGUUGCUGAAGAUGGCAGGUUUGUCUAUAAACUGGCUGACUUUGGUGCUGCCCGAGAACUUCAGGAUGACCAGCAGUUCAUGUCACUGUAUGGCACGGAGGAAUAUCUGCAUCCAGACAUGUAUGAACGGGCUGUGCUAAAGAAGAGUGCGGGCAAGUCCUUUGGUGCCACAGUGGAUCUGUGGAGCAUCGGUGUGACUCUGUACCAUGUGGCAACGGGGGCACUGCCCUUUCGGCCCUACGGGGGACGUCGCAACAAGGACACCAUGUUCUGCAUCACCUCCAAGAAGGAGUCUGGCGUCAUCUCGGGAGUGCAGAACACCGAGAAUGGCCCCAUCGAGUGGAGCAAGGAGCUGCCCCGAACCUGCCUCCUGUCGCCGGGGCUGCGAGAGAAGGUUGUCCCUCUGCUUGCUGGACUGCUGGAGUGCGAUGACUCCAAGAUGUGGACCUUUGAGCAAUUCUUUGAGUCCGUCACGGAGGUCCUCCGCUGCCGCCUGGUCCAUGUGCUGUACCUGAACGAGGGACGGGAGAUUCAUGCCUACCUGCCUUCUCAGGCAACGCUCUCCGACCUGAAGGCUGAGGUGUACCAGCAGACGAACCUCCCCGCUGCCUCGCAGCUGCUUCUGCUGCCCGAGGGCGUGUUGCUGGAGAGUGCACUUGGCCGCAGCAGCUCCGCGCACGAGUUGCCCCCAACCACGUUGGAGCGCCCCUACUUGCUGCUCGACAUCAACUGUGCCAGAGUGCAGGUGCAGCCAGGUGCAGGUGCCCAGACAGCACGAUUCCCAGCAUUUGCCUCUCCUGCAUCGACGCUGGAACAUGACGCCUCCCUUGCCAAGACAUGCUGCAGUGUUGCACAUGCAAUGCAGCGGCUCCUUGAUAAGCUGUGCCGUUGCCACGGCCAGUUGUCCAAGGCACCUCACGCACUGAGCUGUGUUCUGGAAGAGCAGACAGAGAAGCAAAUGGCCAAGCUGAACCAGGCAAAGACCAUCAACAACUUGCUUGACCAACAGCUCAGGUUACUUUCAGUCAGUCACUGCGACCUGUGUGAUCUGGCAGAGCUGCUGCAGCCGCAGACCCAGUCCAACGAGCUGCAGCGGCUAGCACGAACUCUUGCCGACAAGCGAGAGAGCCAAGCUGCCAUGACUGAUCAGGUGUCAAAGCUGAUGGCUGACGUUGCUCACCUGGAGCAGCGCAUUCUCAAAGGGCGCUCACUGCGGAAAGAGUGGGAGUCACUUUGUGCUGGCGUGCCGAAUCUCCAAGGAUGCUCUGAAACUGCCACAACUUAUGUCCAGAAAAUCCGUGAGAGCUGGCAAGCCCUUGCUAAAGACAAGGCACAAAGAGAGCUGUCAUUCCAUGAGAAGCAGUUCCACAUCCUCGAAAAGAACAAGAUCCGACAGACGUGCCAGAAGUUGCUGUCACUGCUCCAAGACCGCUGCCUGCAGGCUUGCCACAAGAUGGCGCAGGCAUUAGAGACAUGGGCCAAGGACGCACUAGAGAUAUGUGCACAAAGCCGGCGCCUGGACACAGAACUGGACAGUUGCCUGGACAUGUUGGCAUCCUAUAGUGCUUCCGUCAGCAAGGCUGGUGAAGUGUUCGAGUCAACUGCAAAUAGCCUCAUCUCGGAUCUCAAGGCCCAGCAGCAGCAUUCACCGACCACACCACUGCCAUCCACCAUCACAAUAGCAUCCAACACUACCAUGUCAGCUGGUGACACACCAUCUACAAAUGGGGCUGGUCCCAGAAAACAGCGCCUCCCGCGGCAAAUCACGCGCGGGCUCCAGAACCUCGAAGUCAGCACUGCCGAGUUGCUCCAGCUCAUGGACGACAACUACGCUGUUACAAUGAAGCUCUUUGAGCUGUCAUUCCCGCCUCAAGCAGCAGCUGGUGAAGACUCAUGACCUGACAAGCCUCUGAAUGCACCAAUGAUCGGUGCUGGCCCGUGGCCUUCAGGAGUAUUACUUAGCCUGUCACUGCAGCUGCUGUUACCUGUUUACAGCAAUGUUCAAGACUUCCAAGUGCAUUAUGUUGCGCUUGGAAAACAAAUAUGUUAUGUACAGACCUGUGCAUCGUCCUGCUGUGGAUGACUCUAUGUGGGAUGAUGCAAUGAUUUUACAAAUAAAGUUAACAAUGGAGCACUAUUGUGCUGUGACCAAAAUGAGGUGAUUGUUUUAUCUUUGAUCCUACUCCCCCCAUUGGAAGGCAUAGAAAAUGAAGCGAUACUGCAUUUAGACAACCAUUGAGGCCAUGGAUUUUCUUACAAUAAUACCUAGAGGGGAAUCUGGCGCUAGUGUCUACGCGGGCUCCUUGAGCGGGGCUUCAACCACCAUGGGAAUGAUGGGAAGUACAGGCUUUGGAUGGAUUAGGUUCUUGAGAUUCGAAACGCUUGUUUGCCGAGUGUAAAAUAAAGCGACAUGAAGUUCUUUCCAAUUAAAACUUGCUUCAUUCUUUUGUACGUAAAACUUAUUGCAAAAAGUUUGCAUGACUGUGAGAUGGAACUGAAACCUGGACAAAUUCAGCCACUAGGGUAUGCAUUGCUCUGCAAUUGUAUUCCAGAUUUGGCAUCACCAAUAAUGAAUUUUUUUCUUUACAACACUUAAAGUAAACGCGCUUGUCUUUCCCUCGAAAGUAUGCAUUAUCUAUUUAUGGAAAUAACAGUGCCGUAUUGAGUGAGAAACACUUAAAGUAUCAUCUGCUGCGAUGCCAGAUGCAUCUGUCCAAGUGGCCUGCCCCCAACGCAUCUCUCAUUUUGUUCUGAAGUCGAGUAAGAGGAGCGUGACGGUGGGUGUACUUAGCUUCGCCGUCGUUUUGCAGUCGAUUUGAAAGAGUUUUGACAAUUAGCGCUCAUAACAAAACGUUAACUCUAUGCAAUUUCCUGCACUGACAUGGGACGCUACAUCUAUGCGCAGCGGUGAGUGCACGACGCUUUGCUAAAAUUGUCAAGUACAACCUGUAAAGCUGCAACGUGGCAGCAAAUCGAGAAACCUAGCGGUCUUCAGCCUCUUUGAACAACAAAGGCACUGCUUGAAUGCAUUGCAAUGCACCCCACUGCCCACGCCUCGCAAAGAACGAAACUAAAACUGUAGAAAAAGAUCCGUAGACAGUUCGCUAGCAAACUGAAUCUAAUCCGAAGCCUGUACUUCCCUUCAUUCCCAUGGUGGUAGAACGACCGCAGCGCCAGUUUCCUCUCUAGGUUAUUGUAUGAAACUCGAAGAUUGAGGCUAAUUGUGAACUGUUGGAAAUGCAGAAUUUCCACAUGUAAUUUCAAAUUGAUCUCCUGAAUAUAUUUAAAAAUUCAGAGAAUCUUCAUAUUUUAUUUUGAGAAAAAGCAGCAGGGCUCGCUGAAAUCAGCUGUGUGGUUACUUAUAAUUGUUGUUAAGAUAUGUUUUCUCCACAGUUCAUGGAGGAUGGGAAUCGCAUGAAAAUCCACUCUAACAAAUGUGUUUUUGACAUACUCUUGAGGUACAGGAGUUAGGCCAAAUGUAAAGAUUUAAUUCCAUUGCAGCAGAGCUGGAAAUAAUGUUUGCACUGUUUGGGUCAUGUAUCUUUAUCUGUAGCCAUUGUUUUAAAAUCUGCAUCAGUGUAAUGUUGCUGUCUCCUUGUGUUGAGCAUUCCUAUAUGAAAACAAUACUUGUGAUGCUUAUGGUUGUUUGAUUCUCAAGAAACUUAAUAAACAUUUUAUAACUAUUCUAGUGCUUAGCGCAUGUUUUUGCAUUCUCUAGACUGAAUGUUGCGAGCAUUGAUUUUUUGCAAAGCGGGUUCUGUUUCUAUCUGUAAAUAAAAAUAAUCUAACGGGAAUGCUUGCAAUUCAGAUGCACAAAUUGUCGUCUGUGACAGAUAUGUAUUGACAUAUGGUGGGCUAUAUUUUGUGAUGACACUGAGAUUUCCAAUCUGCCGCUGGUUAUUGAACCUUGUCUUUUUUUUCCUUCUUUUGUUCUUGUUAGUGUCACUUAGCGUCAUACAAAUGUCAGUUAUAACACCUGAAGAUGGCAUUUAUGCAAUUGAUCGUUAUGGUAAUCAAAAUAGUCCAUUCCCCUCUCUUAUUUUCAUUUUGCUCUGAUUUCUGUCCAGAAAUCAGAAGUGAAGGUGCUUUCUCUUUGGCAUGGUAGAAAUAAAAACACUUAACUCCAAACAAAAAGGUUUUGCAGAAACAUAUAAUAACUUUCCAGCUUCCACACGGAAGCCUUGUUCAGUAAACUAGGUUUAGUGAACAAGGCUUCAGUGUGGAAGCUGAAACGUUAUCGUAUUUUUUAACAAAAUCUUUUUGGUAGGCGUUCUGCGUUUUUAUUUCUACCAUGCCAUUACAUCCUGACCAGACGAGAUUUCAUCCAAUUCACGAUUUUAUGGUUUUUCUUUGUGUCAAGAAACAUUGCGCUUCUCCACUGAGCAAAUCCUGAGCAUCUACAAAAUGAUCAAGCACCUUCACAGGGAUUUGCAUGUUAUUGUGAUAACUUCACAGGCAGAAAAAAAAACAACAUAAUCAUAAGAUCACUUCACUGAGGUGUGGCUUGUAAAUUGUCGUCUCUGUAAACCAUUGCCUGUUCAAGCCAUGUUGACAGUCGUGCAAUCGGUUCUUGUGCUGCUCUGUGUAUUACAAAAGUAUGACCUCAAGUGAGGUAACAUUGUGCACAAGAAACCAAAGGGAUCAUUUAAAUGAGCUGAAGACCUGUCAGUCCAACAGAAGUUCAGCUGCCUUGUCAUCGUUGGCAGCUUGUACAGGCGGUGGCUUGCAUUUUCUCUUUGACCUAGUUUAGAGAGAAGUUAGGGAAUAGAAACUUCGAGAAUUUCAGCAUGGACCAGCGUGAGCACUCCAAAGAAUAAGCGUUCGGCAUGUUACAAAGGUGUCUUGAGGGCUUUCUCAUUUGUCUCGUCACAGCCAUUUGUCAUCUCUGUGAUUCACUUCGUCACCACUGUUUAAGUGGCUUGGACCUUUCAGUUAUGACUACUAUUUGGCAUUGUUGGUACGCUGUUUUGAAGAAGACAAUUGUGGUGCAGGUACAGAAAGUGGUCGUAAAAGCAAUCUCUGUGUCAAUUUUUCUUGUUCCCCGUGUGUGUACUGCUAGUAUCAUGAGGGAUUGGGCCAAGGACUUAUUUAUGUACACAGUCUGCAGUGCACUUUGCAGGAAAAAUGCCAUUCCAGAAUUGUGUGUGUAAGGCAAGGGGUCCAUGCAGCCCUUGAUGAAAAGGAACUACAUAAUUGGCAGAUCACUUUCGGGAGUACCUGCACCUUCAUGUAACUAAGUGCCGGGUCCGGCGGCAUAGAUGUAACAGUUGCGGCACAGCGCGCUCUCAAUUGUAGAUGCUGACGUGCCUUGUGCUUAGUCGUGCAAAAUCUCGCGAAAGUGAAAGUAUUCCCAAAAGUAGUUGUCCUCAAGUACAUCCAAAGUCACUUGCAAGUUACACCAUUCGUGAAGCCUGGGAACUCAUUUGCACCUGCCGUAGUACAUUUAGAAGCUUCACAGAUGCGAUGUGUAUGUUGUUCUACAUUUAUGUUUGUGUGACUUGCUUUGUGGCCAUGCCCCCCUGGACGAUAUUGAUUGGAUUCAAUCAGUGCCAAACCAUUCAAUAAACACUUUUAAUUACGCUUGA
Rhipicephalus sanguineus (brown dog tick) is the source of this 6249-nucleotide messenger RNA. Its product is annotated as serine/threonine-protein kinase TBK1. The transcript is spliced from 21 exons. NCBI's taxonomy places the organism in Eukaryota, Metazoa, Arthropoda, Arachnida, Ixodida, Ixodidae. The record is from RefSeq and is a predicted model, not a curated record. Gene Ontology annotation, cellular component: cytoplasm. Gene Ontology annotation, molecular function: ATP binding; protein serine/threonine kinase activity. The coding region runs from base 225 to 2561 and encodes 778 amino acids. Gene Ontology annotation, biological process: peptidyl-serine phosphorylation.